Molecule: messenger RNA, 2164 nt
Organism: Trichobilharzia regenti
Lineage: Eukaryota; Metazoa; Platyhelminthes; Trematoda; Strigeidida; Schistosomatidae
Source: the annotation of a GenBank genome assembly
AUUUCCCUCAUAUAACUUUGUUUGUUUAUUCAUUACUUGAAAAGGAAUGUAAUGAGAUAUGCCAGUGUGAAAUCACUCAAUGAGAUUGUUAAAAUUUGAUGAAUAGACACUUACCUCAGACUCCAGUAUUUGAGACUAUUUCAGAUUGCAGAUAUUUUGAUUGGAUAAUUCAAGUCACCUUCAUGAAUGACAAAAUCUCUUUACAAAUCAUACAACAAAGACGCAUGUAGACACACUUACGAGAAGAAACACAAAAACACGUACGAUGGUAAAGGAUAUAAAUUUAUGCUAUAUAAGCAAUCUUUCCACCAAGCCCUCAGAAACUCAAAAUCAUGAAGAUGACUUAUUUGAUUAGCUCCAUAUUUCUCAUAAUUUCUUAUUACGCCGUCAAUUCUUUGGUGCCAAGACCACUGAAGCAAGAGAUGGGUGAAUCAUUGUGUAGUGUGGCCAACCUACUUUCCAUUGAACACGAUUAUCCAUACUGUUACAUACUCAACGAAGCAUUAAAAGUAUUCGACAGACGUCUUCUGCACAUACAACGUUCGCCACAGUCAAAUGACUAUGAGACAGUAUCUUGCAGCAUCAAGGUACUAAGUUUUAUCAUCACUAGCGGCUGUGAUGAAUCACAAAACAAACUUUGGCCCAGUGAACACAUGGAUGAAUCACACAAAAUCAGCAUACUGGAUGGGAAGAUUGGUAUUGAAUCCAAUGAAGUAUGGGGAGUAUUGCACGCUUUGCAGACUGUCAUACAACUAGUGUACAGAAGUGAAUCGGGAGCUCUUGUAAUACACGAACAAAAUAUUGAAGAUUCACCACAAUACGGUCACAGAGGAUUUCUACUGGACACUGCUGACCAUUACAUCAGUGUUGAUGGGAUGGAGAAAUUCAUUGAUAUUAUGGCCGUUGUUAAAAUGAAUGUACUUCAUUGGCAUAUGACAGAUGACACUGCAUUCCCCUAUGACUCAUUCACAUAUCCCGAACUCUCUAGAAAGGGUGCAUAUGAUCCACAAAAGUUAGUUUAUGAAAAUGGGGAUGUUCAACGGUUGUUGCAGUUUGCUCGUCAACGUGGGAUACGUGUGAUCGUGGAAUUCGACACGCCUGCUCACACAAGGUCAUGGGAAAAAGGUUAUCCAGGACUACGAACGGAGUGUUAUAAGGACGGUAAGCCGACUGGUGAAACGGGUCCAUUCAAUCCUGCAAAUGGAACUACAUUUGAAUUUCUGAAAGCGUUUUUCAAGGAAGUCACGUCAGUAUUUCCGGAAACGUUUGUGCAUUUAGGUGGAAACGACGUAUGGCCCUCUUGCUGGAAAUCGAAUCCUGAUAUUUUGAAGUUUAUGGAGGAAAACAACUUCGGUAGUGAUUUUAGAAAACUUGAAUCAUAUUACUUUGAUCAACUCACUGAAGCCAUUCAAUCAGUUCAAUCAGAGGGGCAUCCUAUAACACCAGUUUUCUGGGAUGGAGUGUAUCUGGAUGGGUAUCGUCCUACUACAACCACUGUAAUUCAAGUAUGGAAGGGAGGCGUUUGGACAGGGCUUGUCAAAAGUAUAACAUCUGCUGGUUAUCGAGUUAUAUUGUCGUCAUGUUGGUUAUUCACUGGCAGAAGUAGUCCUACAAACUGGAUUAAAUACUAUGAAUGUGAUCCAACAGCAUUUAACGCCACUGAGGAAGAACGAAAUCUGAUUAUUGGUGGAGAAGCCGUUGUAUAUACAGAACACGUGGAUGAGUCAAAUCUCAUUAUGCAUUCAUGGAGCGUGGCACACGAGAAAAGUAAUGAUGCGCUGUCGGACAAUACGAAUCUUCCAUCCUCACCGCUUCAAUAAUCCUGAUACAUCAUUACCAAGAAGCGACAGAAUUCAACACGCACACCUUUUAUCCACCCUCCUGUAAAUUCUGACUGGAUAAUAUGUUUAUAUUUCUGUAACAAUUUGAUGGUGCCUGUAAACUGGUGUCCCUCAUGUACUGUAUUAUGAGAAUAAAUUUAUUUAUUUAUUUAAAUGAGACAAACAUAUCACUGAUUUCAAAAUAACACAUCAAUGAACUAUAGUUCAAGAAUGCUGCACACAACAAAGUUAUGUAUUAAAAUUGACUUCAAGACAUAUUUUUUCCCAGGCACUUAUAAUCCAUCCACCAAAGACCUGGUUUUUUUUGUUAAUGCGAAGACAAU